AUGACAGAAUAUGACUGUGUAAUUAUACCUGGAGGUGGGUUGAAUGAAUUUGGAGAACCGUCAAAAUGGGUUCAAGCUCGUUUAGAUCGUGCAAUUGAACUUGAUAAUCAAACAAAUUAUUUUCUUGUACUAAGUCGAGGUACUACACAUCGUCCACCGCUACUGGAUAAUCUUAAGUAUCCAAUUGAUGAAGCAACAGCAGGUGCAAAUUAUUUAAUGAGUCAUAAGAUUAAAAAAGAAAAAAUUUUAAUCGAAAAUUGGUCAUUAGACACUAUUGGAAACGCUUAUUUUAGUCUUGUUUGCAUAUGUGAACCUAUGCAAUUAAAAAGAUUAUGUAUAAUAACAAAUGAAUUUCAUAUUGAACGUACUAAAUUAAUAUUCGAUUGGCUAUAUCAUAUGAUCCACGAAAGUAUCUACCAUUUGACCUAUCUGACGGUAGAAAAUCAAGGAAUGACUGAUGAACAAUUGGUAGUUCGUGUACAAAAAGAAAAAAUAUCGUGUCAAGAUUUAAAAGAAAAAAUUAUUAAAUUGACCACACGUUCUGACGUAGCAAAAUUUCUUUUCUUAGAUCAUGCAGCUUAUGCAGCUAAUGUUCUUCAUACGAAAAAAAGUGACAUUGAUGAACUGACUGCUUCAACAUACUAA
Didymodactylos carnosus is the source of this 645-nucleotide messenger RNA. The record is from the annotation of a GenBank genome assembly. Lineage: Eukaryota; Metazoa; Rotifera; Eurotatoria; Philodinida; Philodinidae.